This is a messenger RNA of Gilbertella persicaria, 1552 nucleotides long. Its product is annotated as armadillo-type protein. Bases 16 to 1464 code for a protein of 482 amino acids. Lineage: Eukaryota; Fungi; Mucoromycota; Mucoromycetes; Mucorales; Choanephoraceae. Gene Ontology annotation, molecular function: mRNA 3'-UTR binding. Gene Ontology annotation, biological process: post-transcriptional regulation of gene expression. The record is from RefSeq and is a predicted model, not a curated record. The transcript is spliced from 7 exons. Gene Ontology annotation, cellular component: cytoplasm.
UUUUUUUUUUUAUUCAUGUUAGCUUCUAAUACAGAUACAGAUAUAAAUACGUUUGAUUCACCCUUUUAUACGCCUUCUUUAUUUCAGACAAAUACCUUAUUUCAUAAUAGCACAUCUUCACCUAAACAUGAUUUGUUAUUCAGUCCAUCAGACAGACAUCAAGACUAUUAUCAACAUACGAUGGAUACCAUGUCACAACAAUUAAGAGAAGCCAAUCAAUUAAUACAAAAAUUAGCUAAACAAUUGAGUGUGAUGAAUAUGGAAAUGGAAAAGAAAUCAGUUCAAAUCAUUCAUCUUCAGUCAACACUUGCCUUGAAAGAAAAGCAGUUAAAAGCAACAGAAUCUUCCGAUCUAGUAGAUCUAGACACAAUGUCAAUCACUCAUUCCGAAACAAUCUUGGGUAACACAAGACAUCGUCGGCUAUUGGACAAAAGCAAGAUGAUAGACUGGGAUUCUUUAGUGGAUCGUAUCACAAGAGACACAGAUCAACAAGCAUCUCUAUUCAUGCAACAGAAAUUAAAAUCCGCUAGUCAAGUACAGAAACAGCAGAUAUACCAAGCCAUUUUACAUCAAGCGUAUGCUUUAAUGACCAAUCGAUUCGGAAAUUUCCUUGUCCAGCGACUGUUUGAACUAGGCACCCCUGAACAGAUUGAAACCUUAGCAGACAAGAUGCGAGGCCAUAUUGUUGAAUUGACAUGUGAACCUUUUGGCUGCCAUGUAGUACAAAAGGCGUUGGACUAUAUUCAAGAAGAAUCAAAAGCAGAUUUUUGUUCUGAACUGUUCUUUUGUGUUCCUCAGACAAUCACACAUAAAUAUGCUUGUCAUGUAUGGCAAAAGGUAUUUGAAUUAAGGUGGGUUCAUAUACCUCCUCCUCCUGUCAUGAAAUAUGUCCAUGCUGCCCUUCAAGGUCAAUGGGCUCAAGUGGCAUUGGAUGAAACAGGCAGUUUAGUGAUUCAGAACGUAUUUGAGAACCUAUUGGAACCAGAUAAACGCCCUGUCUUGGAUGAAGUCCUUCAGAACACCCUCUUGAUUGCUAAAGGCCAAUGGGGUAACUGGGUCAUUCAACACAUAUUGGAACAAGCAGAAAACAGAUCAGACCGUGAAGCAGCCUUUGAUAUUGUGAUUCGAGAAGCAGUCCAACUUUCAAUGGAUCAAUUUGCCUCUAAAGUAGUUGAAAAGGCACUCAGGAUGGGUGGACAGUCCUUCUUGACUAAAUUCAUUCAACGUAUCUCAGAUACAACUCAUCGGCCUAGAAUGGCUUUGAUUGAUAUUGCUUCAGAUCAAUAUGGUAACUAUGUCGUUCAAUGGUUAAUCAACAAUGCUUCUGAAGAACAAAAACUAUUUAUCUGUCGCUCUAUUAAACGCCAUAUGGUCUCUCUUCGUGGAUCCAAGUAUGGGCAACGAGUGGCUUUCUUGGUUGAAAAAGUAUUAAGACACCAAGAAAUCACAACCUAUCCUGCUUAACUUUUACCUUUGUAUAUAUUCAUUUAUUUAAAGAACAACAUAAAAAUAUGUACCGUGACACAUUUAUCUAUCGUCAAUUAAAACACAC